Messenger RNA from Erpetoichthys calabaricus (reedfish), 1184 nucleotides. RefSeq lists its product as uncharacterized. Bases 179 to 1117 code for a protein of 312 amino acids. The record is from RefSeq and is a predicted model, not a curated record. The transcript has 8 exons. Lineage: Eukaryota; Metazoa; Chordata; Cladistia; Polypteriformes; Polypteridae.
CUUGCUGUUUCAACUAUCCAAGAGGCAAGGUCUGAAGUCUAUGAAGAUUAAAGUUGCACAGUCACAAAGUGCUCAGGGUGUGCUGACUUGGAGAGCUGUGAAGACACUCCUAUGUUAUCUGAAGACUUUGCCUUUUCUGCUUUUUUAAGAUUUGCACGGCCAAAGCAGGAUCGCUACGAUGAUUUAUCUGCUGAUUGUAAGCAUGCUGUUAUGGAACUCUGUGAGAUGCAGUAAAGGUAGUCAUUUUAACACAAGCCAAGGUGGAGAAAUACACUUAGCAUUUAAAGAUCUGCAAUUACCAAUUACCUGCAAGUGGACUCCAAGAUACCAGAAGUGCACUGGAGAUAUGAAAGAGACAGAAAGAGAAAUUUAUUCCAUUGAUGAGAAGGCAAAUGGUACAGUGAACCAAGAGAGAUUCAAGGACAGACUGUACCUGGAAAAGUCAGACGACAUUAAACUGGUUCUAAAAAAUGUAACAAUGAGUGACACUGGAACAUUUAAUUGCAGUAGCCAUAACAUGCAUUAUGAAGCAUUUACUGUGGAGGUAUCACCAGCUUGUGCUCACAAUAGGACACCAUCUGUUUCACCCGUGAAAAAUGACAAGAUUUUUGAACUGUGUUGUACUUACUGUGAUGGAAGUCCAAUAUCUGAAAAAAAUUAUGAGUGGAAAUUGAAUGGGGAGCAAAUCAGUCAUAAUAUGGCUGACAUUUUCCUUCCUGGGAAAAAUUGUCUUUCAAUUGCAGCAACUAAGUAUGAGGGAAAGUGGACUUGUGGAUCCCACCUAGAAUACUGUCUGGAAGGAAUUUCGGAGAAGUCAACCAUAUUACAGACAAAAUACACAUUUAAAGAUUCAGCGGGUUAUCUGGUAACAGGAUUUUUAAUUACACUGCUUAUUUUCGCAUUAAUUGGAGCUGGGAUACGGUACCACAAGACUAAAACAAAAAGGAUGAAGAACAGGAAUAAUAAUUCUAUUGUAGCAGUUGUUUCUACAGGAGAACACAAACAGCAACAGGAUCAGGAAGUUCAGUACAGCCUGAUAAACAUUGCAGUGUCAAAUAAGCAGCAGCCUGUUAAUUCAGAAGAAAGGGUAAUAUAUUGUGAUAUUGUUUCAAAAUAAGAUAAAAGCAAUAUUUAUUGGGCUUUCAAAAAUGUGUCCUAUAGACAAUAAAGUUACUCAAGUAACA